AUGGUUCUGCACAAGUCUGUCCGGCUCGAUCCCUACGCAACCGAGAUAUUGGCACAGCUCCGCGGCGAGGGUAAACGGCCGAGUUGGUCGAUAGAAAGCCCGCUCGACGACGAAGAGUAUGUUUUUGUCGGCUCCCCCGGUAGCUCCCCUACAGACCUAGAUCGACGGCCCUACUCCAGGAACGGCCCCGGAUCCACGGAUCCACUGCGUAUAGAUACUGAGCUUAAUCUAGCGGCUAGGUCGUAUACGAAGCCCCGAUCGUUUGCCGAUUGGUGGAUGUUAGAUCUUCGUAGCUACGGAUUGAAGAUCCACUACAACACUAGUACGCCCGGGUAUGUGACGUGGAUGGGCCAAGACGAGCUACUUUAUAAGGACCUCUACUUUACGAUAGGCGAGUUUCGCGGGUUUAUCUACGGGCUCGUGGGCGAAACUCGGCGGAUUCUGCGGCGAUAUUUACUGCUCGCAACAGGAGCAAGAGCGGGUGGAGUUUCCUCUAGGACAGUCGUACGAAGUGGCCUACGGACGGUGCGACGUGGCUUCGUGACCGAUACUGCGUUCCGUAACGUGUUUAUCGAGGACGGUAUAGUUGCACUCGCUACUAAGUAUUACAAAGGGUUUUACGCUAGCAACGAUGCUAAGAUUAUCUACCGUUUCCUGCCCCGCGAGGUCGGCGAGCUGCUCGUAUGGUAUCUGUGGCUGCACGGGACGACGAUUAACGUGUCGGUAUACCGGAAUAUCGCGAUUGGGAUCAGCCGGCGGUUUCUGCGCGAGUCCAGCGUGUUCCCGCAGAACCAAUUCGAUAAUAGUACUGGGGAUACGAUUGCGGACGAUAUAGACGACGAGGCUAGUAUGGACCCCGACUACUUCCAGGGCUAUAUCGCCGAUCUUCAGGCCGGGUACAGCUCGUAUGUGGCUGGGAUAACUUAUGGACGGGAGGUCACUGAGCGCGCGGGCACGACGGCGCAACGGCGGGAGUUCUUCCGACUAUCGAGCACGGACUGGUAUCGGUUUCUUGGGUUCCCCGAUGUGGAAUCGGGACUCGGGCGGCUUCUCGGAUAG
Messenger RNA from Penicillium subrubescens, 1059 nucleotides. RefSeq lists its product as uncharacterized. The transcript is spliced from 5 exons. The coding region runs from base 1 to 1059 and encodes 352 amino acids. Lineage: Eukaryota; Fungi; Ascomycota; Eurotiomycetes; Eurotiales; Aspergillaceae. The record is from RefSeq and is a predicted model, not a curated record.